Messenger RNA from Encephalitozoon hellem ATCC 50504, 456 nucleotides. RefSeq lists its product as uncharacterized. Lineage: Eukaryota; Fungi; Microsporidia; Unikaryonidae. The transcript has a single exon. Gene Ontology annotation, cellular component: signal peptidase complex; membrane. Bases 1 to 456 code for a protein of 151 amino acids. The record is from RefSeq and is a predicted model, not a curated record.
AUGAAGACAUCUGGUAGAAGACUCAACGCAUUGGUGUCGUUUACAUUCAGCCCCACAGUCAUCCUUCUUCUGUCUGUGUUUCUGUUUUCGUUCUUUGUGACAAAAGCGCCACCUGCGUCUGAUCUGAGAAUAAGGGAGUACAAGGCAUAUGGAAGAACGCAGGUUGUAUUAUUUGAGCCAAGCAUCGAUCUUUCGAACCAAUUCCAUUUUAACCUGAAGCAGAUAUUUGUGUAUGUAAGGGCUGUUUAUGGCGGGAAGGCAGACAAGUCGGAGAUCAUUUGGAGCAGAAUUAUUGGAUGUGACGACCCCAAGAAGCUUGUGGGUGUGUUCAGGAGCACGUAUGACAUUGUGGGGGACCUCUCUGACAGCCCCUGCUUUGAGCUCCGCGGAUGCUAUUUCCCACGUGUCGGCUGGAUUAGAGACGUUCUCUUCUGCAAGACAGAUGUCAGGAUCUAA